CCUUAGAUUGUUCAUCCUUUUUAAUCUAGAAUGAACUUGUGAAGCAGAGCUGCUAUAUUAGAUCAGGUUGGCAAGGUGCGAUUGCUGGUGCAGUUGCUUUCACCACUACAAAGAUUCAACGUGCUGCUUGCAUUCAUUUCUGCCACAAGAACAGAAGAAGAACAGGAACUGAGAGCAUCUCCAUCCGCUUGCUAUCUUUCCUGAAAGCGGGCAGCUUGAGAUCCAUGGAGCAUUAUGAUAUCGGAACAAUGCGUCCGGCUGUGUAUGGCAUCAAUGAGCUCGAGCAGGAUGCAGCCGCAGGCUGUGAGCAGAUACAGCAGCAAGUGCUGCGUGGCAUCCUGCUUCUUCAUGAGAAGACAGAGUAUCUGCAAAGGUACAACCUGGGGCCUACAUCAACUGCGGAGGAUUUCAAGGCGUUACACCCAGUCUGUGACUACCCGCACUUUCGGGAGUGGGUUGAGCGAGAGGCCUCUGGAGAAGCCGAAAGGACGAGCAACCAGAUACUCUGUGCCGAGAAGAUCUUCCAGUUCCUACUCUCUUCCGGCACGACGUCUGGGCGGAAGCUGAUUCCGGAGACAGUGGGAUCCAUGACCCGCUCGGUGCGGUUCGGCCAGUUGACAAAAACGUUGAUCCAGCGGCACUUCGGAGCCGAAUCCACCGACCACAGCCUCCGCCUCGUCAACUGCAGCGCCCCGCAGAUCCUCCCGGGAGGGUUACCGGCCAUCCCGAUCGUAACCGGGCUCAUUAAUCUCGCGCUCAAGUACGACCUGCCACGUGUCCUUCGUGAAGACUGCUCGCCGCCGGAGGUUUACACCCACACGCUGCACGACGAAGCCUCCUACUGCCACGUGUUGUGCGCGCUCGCGGCGCGGGGAAAGCUGACCGCCCUGAGGACGACGUUUGCGGUAACCCUGGUUACGGCGCUAACCGACCUGGAGCUUAACUGGGCGCAGUUCAUGCACGACAUCAGGACGGGGACGGUUAGCGAGGAGCGGAUUUCGUCGGCGGUGGUUAGGGAUGCGGUUGCUCGACGGAUUGGGGCGAACCCCGGGUUAGCGGACGCGUUGGAAGCGGAGUUUCGGGAGGGGUUUGAGGGCAUCGUGCCACGGAUUUGGCCGCGGGUUAAGUUCGUGGAGUGCAUCUUCACGGGGCCGAUGACGGGUUACGUCGCGCCGCUGCGAAGGUUCACCGGGCCGGACCUGCCCCUCGUCAGCCUGACGUACGCCUGCUCCGAGUCGCUCGUCGGCGUCAAUGUCGACCUCCGAGAUGAGCCGAGCAGCGUCCGCUACACGUUGCUGCCCCGAGAAGCGUUCUGGGAGUUCAUUCCGGUGGACGAGUCCGAUGUGGACGGACAGACCGGAAACAGAUCGGUCGAGGAUGGAACAGCUUUCGUCGGAGAGAGCGGAAGUCGUUGGGCUGAGACCGAUGAUGACUUAGGAAGAGGGGCCGGGAAACAGAGUGGCGGGGAACGGGAGUCGAAGGCCCAAAGCAACGGAAACGGAACCGAUUGUCACGGAAACGCAAACGGGAGUGCGGAUGAAGCGACCAGUGAGAACGGGAGUAUUACAGGCGAAACCGAGUCAAGCGAGAACCCAAUUGGAGUGGCAUGCGUCAAGACCGUGGGCAUGCACGAACUAGAGCUGGGCCGCUGCUACGAGGUCGUGCUGACCAACUGGGCCGGGCUGUAUCGUUACCGGCUGGAGGACGUGAUAAAGGUCGAGGGUUUUUUGCAAUCUUUGCCGCAGGUGUCCUUUCAGUACCGCCGGGGGGUGCUGAGCAUUCAGGGGGCAACGGAACACAUGACGGAAAAGGAUCUGACCGGAGCGGUGCUUGAGACGGCGGAGGGGUUAGCGCUAACCGGGCGCCAGUUAGUGGAGUACACGACGGCUGUUGACACGGGUUGCGUCCCCCCCCGCUACACGGUGUUUGCGGAGAUUGUUCGGUUGCGAAAAGAUGCAUCUGACAACGUGAAACUGGAUCUGGAAAGUUUAGCCGCGAGCUUAGACGCCGCGCUAAGUCGUCGAAACUCGCUGUACGAGAACUCCAUCAAGAAACACGAGCUAUCGCCGCUUGAGGUGUGCCUCGUCAAACCGAGCACGUUCGAGGAGCUGUUUCGGUACCGGGUUAAGGAGCACGGGAUCGAUGCGGGGCAGUACAAGGUGCCCCGGUGUAUCAAGUCGCAGGAGUUGAGAGAGAUCUUUAAGAGGGCGACCAUAGGCAGCUCGCUCGCAGUCAGCCAUUGGUGCGAGCGUCAAUAGAUGCUCAGCGCGCUUUGUUUUGAUGUGUUUGUCGCUCAUGCAGGGCUGCAGAUAGAUACAGGAAACUAGAGCAGAGAGUCGCACAGAGAUAUACGAGGACCUGCAAGCCCUUGGUCAGUUGUUUUGAGCAUUGUUUUUUGACAGCAGCGAAACAGUCAAAAGAUGCGCAAGCAGCCUUUGCGCUAGAUUGCAUGAAAGUGAGUCUCUUUCACAGAACUCACGCCGUAACUGGCUCGCUCGCGGAUGGUAAAUUGCAAGGGGGCAAAGGCUGAUAAAAACGGAGUAGGCUGUCAGAGCCAGGCGCUAUGACUUGCCUAUAGUCCUUCGACGAUACAGGUCGCACUUUGAAGUGCAAUGGACUUUGAAACUUAUUGCAAUUCAUUAGCGGAACAUUAGCUCGAAUCUACCAACACCACUGCUGCUGAUCUUAUGCUUAACGGUAGCUUCGCAC
Molecule: messenger RNA, 2709 nt
Organism: Klebsormidium nitens
Lineage: Eukaryota; Viridiplantae; Streptophyta; Klebsormidiophyceae; Klebsormidiales; Klebsormidiaceae
Source: the annotation of a GenBank genome assembly